Molecule: messenger RNA, 564 nt
Organism: Adineta ricciae
Lineage: Eukaryota; Metazoa; Rotifera; Eurotatoria; Adinetida; Adinetidae
Source: the annotation of a GenBank genome assembly
AUGAAUGAAUUUGUUUUUGCAGUCUUAGGAAUUCUACUGUUUGCUAUCAGCACUCGACGGAAACAGCGGUACUUCCAAGAAAGCAACAUUCCCGGACCGAAAUAUGCAUUCUUACUCGGUAAUUUACGCACACAUCGGCGAGCAUCGAAUUAUUAUUGUCAGUUGGAAUCAUGGUCAUAUGAGUAUAUAUGGCUGCGAUGCUUCGCUGUUCGUUUUCAUUUGAUACGGAUGUACAACGAAAUGAAAAUAACACGUAUUUACGACGAGUGCGCACUUAGUUCUUCAGCUCCGACAAUAAGGAAAGCAUCAACUGCUGAAAACAUCCUGAAUGAAGAUGAAAGUCUGCGAACGCCGGUACGACCCGAUCCAAGCGGAAAGAUGAUCCACGAAAAAAUCUUAGAAAAUGUCUCGAUUUUUCUAAUUGAUGCUACGGAAAUGGUCUUCAUUGUUCUAUCCUUUUGCACUUAUAAGCUGCAGAAUGAAAUCGAUACCCACUUGUAUUGGCAUGCGAUUUGCCUUGCUCGAACUGAAAAUGGCUUGUAUUUUCAUCCUUCGAACAUUUAA